UAUACAUUACAUGUGCUUACUGCUUAUACUUUUUUGCUUCUUUUCAAUUUUAUAAUACUUAUUUUUCCUCGUUGUAUUUUAUAAUUAAUGUCGAAUACAAUAAAAAGCUGAAAGUUAAAAUGGAGCAAUUUAAGGAUGCUCAUUAUUUUCAUAUUCCAUCGCAAGGCAAUAUAUACACGAUGUGUGACUUGCAGUUGGGGAAUGAAAAAAAUCUAAUCCUUGCUGCCUCACUAAAGAGAGAUAUUUUUUAUUUCGAAUAUUUGGAAACCUCCAGAGGAAUGGUGCCAACUACGAAAGAGAUUUCUUUUACUUAUAUUCCUAGUGGAGCUGAAAUCAUAUCCAUUGAUGCAUUUAAUAAGUCUUCUACAAGUAGUGAGGCUGUUAUUGGUAUCACAAUUAUCAAGAAUAGUAAUGAGUCAGACACUUUAGAGACAUUUUUAAACAUUUACUCUCAGCUAGAGGAACAUGAGGAUUUUAAUAUAGAAAACAUAGCACAAAAUUGUUUCACUGUAGAACUUAAUUUUAUUCCCUAUAAAUUAAUGCAUACUGAGCUUAUUAAAUGGGAUGGGGAUACAAUUGUUAAAAAAGAGAUAGUUUUUGUACUCUCAGGAAGUGAUAAUCAAGUUCAUAUUUAUAGAGAAAAUCCAACUGAACAUAUGUACAAAGAGAUUGACAGCAAGGAAUACUUUCCAGAGUUCUCUAAAACCACUAGCCCAGUCGUAUGGAUUGAUAUGCUGUAUAUGAAUAAUUAUGAAGAGAGGAUAACAACAUUUGGAUGUGAAGAUGGCUAUGUAAAACUGCUGAAAGUUAACACCAAAACUAAUAAACUUGUUUACAAUUUCUCUACAAGGUUUACAAACUAUGUGGCAAGUGUACAUUUAUAUUUUGAAAACACUCCAAAUAUUUCUGACAAAUUUGCUAAAAGUUUUGGAAAGACAACUUUAGAUAAACGAGUGGCAAGACCAAUUUUGAAUUUGAUUGUUGUGAAUUCAAUUCUACCCCCAGUGAUUUGCAGAGAUGUACUAAAAUAUGGACUAAGUGAUUAUGAUGGUCUGGCCAGACAUGAUAAUGGUACUAUUUUUACAUGCUGUGCUGUAGCUGAUAUAGAUUUUGAUGGUCAGAAGGAAAUAUUGGUUGGUACAAGUUCAGAGGAGAUUAUUCUAUACAAAAUGGAUAACGUAGAAAAUAAAUGGUUUAUGGAAGAAAUCAAAUAUAUGGCUGCACCAAUUUUAUCACUAAAAUAUUUGGAUGUGUCGGGAGAUGGCGUGAGGGAAUUGAUUGUAUCUUCGAUGAAGGGGAUACAUGUGCUACAACAUGAUCCUGUUUUUGUCCAAAAAAAACUUAAUGAGAAGAUUGAUGCACUGACAAUACCAAAAAUUCAAAUAUCUUGAGAAUUUUACAAUGUAUUAAGUAUUUACAAUGAAAUGCUUGUGUAUAUGUGUGAUUUUACUACAUUAUAUUGUUGUAUUGAUUAUGAUGUACCAUUGUUACUGAUAUACUUUAUAAUUUAACUUUUUAUAUUUAUAUUGUGAUAAUACUUUAUUAAACAUUUUUAUACAA
Anthonomus grandis grandis is the source of this 1560-nucleotide messenger RNA. RefSeq names its product KICSTOR complex protein kaptin-like. The transcript has 8 exons. Lineage: Eukaryota; Metazoa; Arthropoda; Insecta; Coleoptera; Curculionidae. The coding region runs from base 120 to 1391 and encodes 423 amino acids. Gene Ontology annotation, molecular function: actin filament binding. Gene Ontology annotation, biological process: actin filament organization; cellular response to amino acid starvation; negative regulation of TORC1 signaling. Gene Ontology annotation, cellular component: actin cytoskeleton; lamellipodium; KICSTOR complex. The record is from RefSeq and is a predicted model, not a curated record.